UUUUGGCAGAGUAAUCAGUGUUAGCUGAGCUCUUUUGCUGAAUGAAUCCAAGUAACCCCCCUGUUUGUUGCCUUCUGAAAUGACCAGCGCACAUAAGUGUAUUGAGGCUGUGGUAAUGUAUGAAGUCCAAUUCUGAAACACCAUGUCAAAUGAAGGCAGCUCUGGUGAGCACCUUUCUACAACAACAGUCAGUUCAGUUGCUGUUCAGGCUGGAGAUUCCAGGAUUGUUAUCGCUAUACUUAAGUGCGGGAAAUGGGUGCAGCUUCAGCUGACUGAGUCAAUUCCAAAUGUAUUAGAAAUUGGCAGCAAUCAAGAUGAGACCAAAAAACUACUACAAGAUCAUGAACUCCUCCUGGCUAAACUUAAGUCUUUGGAAGAUCAAGUAUGGGACCUGUUACGUGAAGCAGACAAGACUGCAGAGGAAAACAAAGAGCAAAGCCAAGUGUAUGAUGCCAUGGCACAGACUCUAGGGGAUGCCUGGGAUGCCCUCAUCAUUAUGCUAGAGAAGCGAAGAACACUUCUGAAACUUACUGCAGUAUUUUUUGAAAAUGCUCUGGAGUUUGCUAUUAAAAUAGACCAAGUGGAGGAUUUCCUUCGGAAUGCCCAGGAGUUUGAGAACACGGAAUCUUUGAAAAAGCUCCUUCAUCAGCAUGAGCAUCACACAAAAGAGCUCUUGGAAAAGUCACUGGCCCUUUUAAACAAAAGCCAUGAGCUGACUGAAUUCAUAGAAGAAUUCAAAUCUGAUGGGCCUAAUGUAAACCCUGAGUUGAUUCAAGGAGCCCACAGCAGCUGCUUGAAAAUUGGCAGUCUCCUUGAACUGCUGCAAGACAGGAGAAGGCAACUGGACAAAUAUCUGAAACAGCAAUGCCAAGGACUAGAGCAGGUUCUGCAAAUUUGUCAUUGGCAUCACCAAGAAAACCAGGUAACAUCUUGGUACAGGAAAAAUAUAAGUGAUUAUCUACAUAAGCAAAAUCUAGGCUCAUCUUUAACAGAAAAUGAAGAGCUACUUCAUGAGCACAUGGAAAUGGAAUUCAAGGCUAAGGAAUGGAAUUCCACUGUGGAAAAAUUAAAAGCAGAAGCACUCAAGAUUCUGUUUUCAGAAGACUACGCAGAAAAGGAACAUCUGAAGCUUUCAAAUCAGAAAAUAAAUCUAUUGCAAGAAGAGUUGUGCCAUCGUAUGGAGGAAAGGAAAACCUUGUUACAAGAGGCCAAUGACUUCUUUAGUGCUGCUAACAAGGCAUUUGAUGUUCUUGGAGGUAUUGAAGCUUACCUUAAGCUCCUUAACUCAGAGGGUUUAAGUUUGCCUAUCUUGGCAAUGAAGCAUGAGGAAUUACAGGGAGAAAUUAAAGACUGCACAGCUGAUGCUUUGGAGAAGGGAAAAGCCUUAGUUAGUAAAGGAGAUUCCCACAGCUCUUGGAUGACUGGAAUUCAGGAAAUGAUAGAAUAUGUUCAGAAAAGAGUGGAUCAACUAAUCAGACAGUGUCCUGCUUACAAAGAACUUGCUUUAAAGAAACAAGGGCUCACUGCCUCACUAGAAGAUUAUCUAAAGAAGGUAUCAUUGUCAAUUAAAAAAGUCAGUCCGAUACUUGAAAUCAGUAUGGAUCCUGGUUCUUGUUUGACUGAGUCAGAGAAAGUUUUGAACGAAUACCUAGAACUGUCUAAUCAAGCUAAGGAAACAUCACAUGAACUGGAAGCAGCUGUGAGAAUUAUUAAUGAAGUGGAAGAAUUUGAACCUGCAGAGGUGGCAGCUUUCUCUAGCAAAGCUGAUCUUCUAAAUGAAGAACUGACAACACUUAACAAAAAUAUUAGUUCAAAACUAGAUGUUCUAAAAGCUUAUGUGGCAUUUUUAAAGUCAGCGAAGGAGGUAAAUGACCAAGCUCAAAGUCUGAAGGAAUUCUAUAAAUCUGAGCCUGUGCAAACAGAGAGUGAAGCUGAAAACAAGACUGUGAUUGAGUCAGCUGAUACUCAGUGGCCAAUCGUUUUAAAGAAGAUUCUUUCCACUCAAGAUAUGGGGCAUGAUUUUAUUCAUUCAUUAAAUAUGGUGAAUAAGAAUUUUAUAUUAAAGUUGGAAAACGUUGUGCAAGUAACUGAAGAUACUAUUGACAAACUAAAUAAAGAAAAGGAAGAGCUGACAGACCUGUGGACAACAUGGAAGCUCCAUAUCAAUCAAGAAAAGUCCAUCAAACAACAAUGUUGGAAAUUUAAAGAGCAAUUUAAAAAAACUACUCAUAACUUAAUGAUUCUUGAGGAGGCUCUCAGACCUGCAGCAGUUGACCUUGGGAGUAACCUUCAGAUUUUUUUAGAACUACAACAAAAAUUUAAUCAAAUGAAACAACAGUUUCAGCAACUAACUGCUGAGGUUGAAUACACAGUAAAAUUAUCAGAAUUGCUGACCCUAAAAGGAGUUCCUGUUAAAGAAAAUUCUGAGAAAGUAAGUGAGCUUACUGAUCUUCAUCAGAGGAUAAAAGAAAGGAUGACAGAAUAUGAUGAAAUCUUCAACAAGUCAGUCAAAUUCCAUCAUGUCAAAGAACAACUGGAAUGUCUCAAAAAAUCAGGAGAACUGGAGAUUCCUGAAACAAGUGAGAUCCCUGAUGAUGCACACCAAGCUAGAGUCCACCUUGCUAAUACUCAGGAAAAACAUGCGCAUAUUGGACAUCUGUAUAAACUGGCUCUUACCCUAGGAGUGGACAGCCUUUCUGCAGUGCAGCAUCCUAACUGCUUUAAUAUUUCUGUAAAGACUCUACAGCAGGAGCUUGCUACACUGGAGUGUGACAGCAUUAACUGGAGAACCAAAGCAGAUAAGUAUGAGGAGGAACUGUCACACAGCUUCCAGUACUGCACAAGUAGAGAAGAGAUAAAUGAGCUCAGAGAGUCAUUUAAAGAUCUGAAAAAGAAAUUCAACAACCUGAAAUUUAACUAUACCAAGAAAACAGAAAAAGCUCGAAAUCUGAAAGUUCUUAAGAUACAAAUUCAGCAGGUUGAAAUGUAUGCUGAAAAAAUGCAGAUUCUGAGAAAGAAGAUGGAUAAUUUAGAGAAGAAAGUUACUGGCUGUGUAAUAAAUCAUCCUGAUGGUAAAGCUGGUGUUCUCUUGGAGUCAGUCAACGAGUUACAGAAACAGCUGAGCGAAUUUGGCAGAGUUGUGGAGGAUUACAAGCAAAAUUUGGAUCGGAUUGAGCAUCUGCAGCAGAUGAUGGAAGAGUGUCAGUUUUGGUAUGAAGAAGCAAGUGCUACAGUUGUUAGAGUUGGGAAGUAUUCUGCAGAGUGUAAAACGAGGGAAGCAGUGGCAAUUCUCUACAAGCAGUUCAAUAAGUUUAUCAAGCCUAUGGUGCCUCAACAAGAGGAAAGAAUUCAGCAGAUUACUGACCUCGCUAAACACUUAUAUGGUUUUGAAGAAGGAAGGAAAUAUAUUGAGAGAACAAUAAAAAGACACAAAGAAGUUCUUGAUUCUAUUGAUGAAUUGUGUAUCUCUUUAAGAGAACUUGAAGAGCAGAUUGUGGAAGAUGUGUUAAAAGAAAAAACAUCUGAUACAGGUGGUUUUGCUGAGGAGUCAGCCACUAUACCAAGAAAACAAGAAAGAAACAGGCAGGAGACAUAUAAGGAAGUUACCAAAGCAAAGCAAGAGGAAGAGACGAGACUGGCUGAUAUUUCAGUUGUCUGCCCAGCUGGUGAGGAUUUCGUUUCACAGGAUAUGGCGCUGGCUCCUUCUGCCAAAGAGGAUAGUUUACAGGCUGAGCUGCUGGCAGAAGAAACGCCCUCCAGCGAGGAAUAUAAAUGUAGAUCACCUGAUGAUAGCUCUUGGCCCUUGCUGUCCGAGAUGCCUGAAUCCGACCUCCUGCAUUCUGAAGCUGAGCUGGGAGAGCAGCCCUGCUGUAGUUCUCCUAGUCUGCAUGUCAGCUCCUGUAGUUUGCAAACGCAGAUAAACUCUGGCAGUAAAGGAAUGACUGAUGAGUCUGAUCUCUUAACACCUGUUGCUUAUGCUGACACUUCAAAUCAUAGAAGGGAAACCACAUCAGAUGAGUUAGAGAGAUUGUUCCCAUCUACCAUAGAUCACUAUCCAAAAUUUGGAAUGGAAUCUCCUUUGACUUGUAGUUCACCAGACGUACCUGAAAACAUCACUGCUUCCUGCACAAUACAUGCAAAGCCUGCAUGUAGCAUGAUCAGUGAAGUGCGUGAGAGACAUAUACAACACAAUGAAGCUCACCAAAGCAUGACAGAAACACAAGAACAAUUGCAUGACAUUAAUAACUUUACUAAAACCCAGGAUAGACUGCAUGCUUUGCCUGAUGCAUUCUCAGGUCUCAUGUUUCAAUCAGACACCACCAGAAGCUGUCAGAGGCAGAUGGUCACCCAACAAGAGAUUAAAAGCGCAUCAGAAAAGAACAGCAUGGCCAGCCUAUCUGGACAGGCGCCUAACUUCUCCAAACUGCUGUCCAAUGUAACCGUCAUGGAAGGUUCUCCGGUGACUUUGGAAGUAGAAGUAGCAGGAUUUCCAGAGCCUUCACUGACAUGGUACAAGAAGGGCCAGAAAUUGACCGCAGAUGAGCACUUAAAGCUUUUACAAAAGGAGACAAAGCAUGCUUUGUUCAUUCAGAAGGUGUGUGAUGCAGAUGCUGGCCUCUAUGUUGUUCGGGCUAAAAAUUCUAGUGGCACUAUCUCAUCAAGUGCCAUCCUCCAUGUGAAAGACGCUCCUACAGUUGUCCUUAAAGAGUUCCAAGACUACCACCAGAUCAGCAGCAGACGUUCUGGAAGCCACUUCACACCUGCAGCGGAAGUAUUGGAGGAAGAGGAGCAGUAAAAGCCAUAGUUUGGUUGGCAAUUUGAGAAGCAGUUGAACCAGCAGGACUUUCAGACUCUAAAAUAGCUGUUCCUCAAUGGUCAUUCUGAUCCAAAUUUUCAAAGCCCCAUGCAGCAGACAAUUUGUGCAACACAGACUCCUAUUCCUAUACUACCUUGUGUUCUUUGGCCAACAUAGCUGGUGCCGUGUGCAUUUUGUAAAGCACAUCUGUGGUGCAAAGGUUUGGAAAAUUGAUACUUUAAGUGAAUGUCCUGUGCUCCCAGGUGAGUACUAGGCUUAUGCAUCACUUAAAUCCCACUGUAGUCCUGUUUUGGAAGCUUAAGACUUUGCUCUGGCCCUCUACAGAUGGGGGUGAACGUCACCCUUGCAGAAUAGGGACCCAAAUAACACAUUAGCAGCUGUCUCUCAAUCUAAAACCAUGAACAUAAAAAUCAACAAAGACAAAACCUAUAUGCUGUGAGUCCCCUAUAAUCAUCUUCAGUCAAUAAAUACUUUACUUGUAUAUCUUAUUCACACAGGUAUUGACAUUGGGUUAAAGGCCAGUGUUAAAUAUUUCAUUUUUUAAUAGCCUUUAAACCCAGAGAAUUGGAGUAUGGGCUAUUUAAUUACAUCUCACACAUAGACUGUAAAAUUAAAAUUGAUAAACACUUUAGUUCUGUAAUGUCUCUUAUCAGCUGGACUGUUUAUAGAAGUGGUGUUAGAAAUUGCAGGAUAACUAAAGUGAUUCUGUGAACAUGAAAUUGUGGCAUUUUAUGUCUAUUGUCCCUGAUUCCAUAGCCAAUUUGCUCAUUGAAAAAACAGAGGGUUUUUGUUUUUUUUAACUCCCAGACCUGCAGACACAGCUUGGGAUUUGAAAAUCAAGCUCUGUUUUUGCUUUUGGUCUAUUUUUUUUUCCAUUUUUUGUUCCCCCUCCUAAUCCUUAUCUGGUUUACACCUCAUGACUGUUGAUUAAGUUCCAGCUGUGGAUUUUUUAUUAACCAUGUGAUAGGUAAUAUAUGAAACAGAAUCCAACAUACUCUCCCAUAGUUUUGUGAUACUGUUAUGAUUUGUCUUUGUCAGCAAGGCAAAUAGAUAUGACUGUGAAUGCAUACAGGAAACAGAUCUGUUAAGGUGUCUUUUGUUUACAUAAUCACUUUUCUGACCAUAAGCACACCUAAAUCACUCAUAGAAUCCUAGAAAUUAAAAAUGGAAAAGACUUAAUACAUUAUGGAGACUAUCUCCCUGCUAUUUUAUGACACACACACAUACACAUACACACAAACACACACCCAGCACAACAACUAAGACUGUGUUGAGGAGAGAUAGGGAGGUUCAUUCCUAGUUGGUAUCUUCUUCAUUCAAAGCCUCAGUUCUUGUUUAUCUUAUCCCAUCAUCUCAGAUAGCACCAGCACUUGACAGCAGCAUCAACUUUUCAGCCGUAAAUGUAGGCAUUCUCCUACAGACCCUAUCACUGAAUAGCUGACCUCUAGGAAGUGCUAUGAGUGGAAAAGAUCAGUGUAGUCUGUGUAUUCUCUCCAUGUUCCUGUCAUCAUCUUUGUCAUAUUUCCAGGCUCCAUUAAGGGCCCUGAGGUUGGUUAGUGUGGAACUUGGAUUUCUCACAUGGUUGUGUAAUGUAGUGCAAGCAUCCCAAGCCAUCAGUCUGGCCAAAGAUACUUGCUGUUUCAUUAGAGGUCUUAUGUGGAUACAGAUGUCAUUGCAAAUGUUUUCUGUUGCUUAUAAAAUUUUUGUCUUUCAGACUGAAA
Molecule: messenger RNA, 6537 nt
Organism: Trachemys scripta elegans
Lineage: Eukaryota; Metazoa; Chordata; Testudines; Emydidae
Gene: CCDC141
Product: coiled-coil domain containing 141
Exons: 25
Coding region: 143-4795 (1550 amino acids)
Biological process (GO): axon guidance
Cellular component (GO): plasma membrane; cytoplasm
Molecular function (GO): guanyl-nucleotide exchange factor activity
Source: RefSeq, a predicted model, not a curated record